UAAAAAACAGUUCGUCAGCUGACAACCAUAAUUUGUCCAAGCAAAUUCUAUGAUCAUCUUCAUGUCCCAGUUUUAUCAUCGGUCGAGUUUCCCAUAGAGCAAGCUGAGCAACCAACCAUCAUCUCCAUGAAUCCGUCAUCUUCGGCAAAUCCUGAUCGAGCAGGUCCUGGGUCCCAGGUGGCGAACUGCCUGCAACGGCUGUUGCGCAGCGGACAUCUGAGUGAUGUGCACUUCUCAGUGGGAUGCCAGUUCGGCCAAACCAAGGACUUCUUCGCGCACAAGCUCAUCCUGGCCGCUCGCAGCUCCGUCGUGCAUGCCAUGUUUUACGGGAGUCUGCCUGAGAACUGUCAAAUUGUCCUCGACAUUCCCGAUAUUCACCCGGAAGCUUUUGCCAAUCUUCUCAGUUUCAUGUACGCUGAUACGGUGGAAAAUCUCACCUUGGACAAUGUCUUCGCCACGAUGAGCUGCGCUGACAAAUAUGAUUUGCCACAGCUGGUAGAAAUCUCUUCUGCCUUGGUCAUCAGCCAGCUGAAACCGGAGAACUGCCUGGACAUUUUGGAGGAGGCAAUACAAUCGCACGCCGACGGGAUAGUGCAGAAGUGUCUGGAACUGGUGGAUGCCAGGAGUUACCGAAUUCUGCAUUUGGAGUCGUUCACGGCCGUUAGUCCGGCGGCACUGCGGAUGAUGCUGUCGCGCAACACACUGACCGUGGAGGAAAACGUUGUCUGGCUCGCUGUUGAAAGGUGGGCUGCGGCAGCCUGUGCUCGUAGCAACACGAAUCCAUCCGGCGCGAAUCUACGAGAGAUCCUGGGGGAUGUCUUCUCUCUUAUACGAUUCCCGUUGAUGACACGCUCCCAGUUGGCUAAGGGUCCUGUGAAGAGCGGUCUCCUGAACAAAGCGGAAAUCUCCAGCAUCAUCACGUACCAGAAAACCAAAGCGAAACAGUCCCUUGUCUUUCCCACGGAACGCCGUACAGGACAGCAGCCGCUCCAUCCGCUGACGCUGCGCUAUGGAGAGGACGUCUUCAUACCCACCGUGCGAGGAGACUACUGGGAGCCGGCGCGCGCUACCGCAUUCAAUCCGUCCGAGGUAGGGUUUGUUUAUUGCGGAAGCAGUCACAGCGGAACGGUCACGCCGGACAAGGUGGUGCGGGCGGCGGAUAUUCUGGAACAGGGCCAGCCGCUGCAAGUACAGACUGUAUCCAGUGUGAGUCACCAGGAUGCAACGUAUGACGGCAUGGAGGGUAGUCAGCACCGGGUUAGCUGCAGUGGACGGAACGUCAUUGUCUGGUUCGACUGUUUGAAGUUGUUGAAUAGUCAGGUGGUUUCAUGGAAGAAGACUAAUGGAAAACUGUAAUGAGAUCUGUCGCAGCUGACAGGUUUUGGUGCUGCGCAU
Paramacrobiotus metropolitanus is the source of this 1395-nucleotide messenger RNA. Its product is annotated as BTB/POZ domain-containing protein 6-B-like. The record is from RefSeq and is a predicted model, not a curated record. Gene Ontology annotation, biological process: neurogenesis. The transcript is spliced from 6 exons. NCBI's taxonomy places the organism in Eukaryota, Metazoa, Tardigrada, Eutardigrada, Parachela, Macrobiotidae. The coding region runs from base 127 to 1356 and encodes 409 amino acids. Gene Ontology annotation, cellular component: cytosol. Gene Ontology annotation, molecular function: protein binding.